AUGGCCUCGGGCGACACCCUCUACAUCGCCACGGACGGCUCGGAGAUGCCGGCCGAGAUCGUGGAGCUGCACGAGAUUGAGGUGGAGACCAUCCCGGUGGAGACCAUCGAGACCACGGUGGUGGGCGAGGAGGAAGAGGAGGACGACGACGACGAGGACGGCGGUGGCGGCGACCACGGCGGCGGGGGCGGCCACGGGCACGCGGGCCACCACCACCACCACCACCACCACCACCCGCCCAUGAUCGCGCUGCAGCCGCUCGUCACCGACGACCCGACCCAGGUGCACCACCACCAGGAGGUGAUCCUGGUGCAGACGCGCGAGGAGGUGGUGGGCGGCGACGACUCGGACGGGCUGCGCGCCGAGGACGGCUUCGAGGACCAGAUCCUCAUCCCGGUGCCCGCGCCGGCCGGCGGCGACGACGACUACAUCGAGCAGACGCUGGUCACCGUGGCGGCGGCCGGCAAGAGCGGCGGCGGCGGCUCGUCGUCGUCGGGCGGCGGCCGCGUCAAGAAGGGCGGCGGCAAGAAGAGCGGCAAGAAGGGCUACCUCGGCGGCGGGGCCGGGGCGGCGGGCGGCGCGGACGCGGGCAACAAGAAGUGGGAGCAGAAGCAGGUGCAGAUCAAGACCCUGGAGGGCGAAUUCUCGGUCACCAUGUGGUCCUCAGAUGAAAAAAAAGAUAUUGACCAUGAGACAGUGGUUGAAGAGCAGAUCAUUGGAGAGAACUCCCCUCCUGAUUACUCAGAGUAUAUGACAGGAAAGAAGCUUCCUCCUGGAGGGAUACCCGGCAUUGACCUCUCAGACCCCAAACAACUGGCGGAAUUUGCUAGAAUGAAGCCAAGAAAAAUUAAAGAAGAUGAUGCUCCAAGAACAAUAGCUUGCCCUCAUAAAGGCUGCACAAAGAUGUUCAGGGAUAACUCUGCCAUGAGAAAACAUCUGCACACCCACGGCCCCAGAGUCCACGUCUGUGCAGAAUGUGGCAAAGCUUUUGUUGAGAGCUCAAAACUAAAACGACACCAACUGGUUCAUACUGGAGAGAAGCCCUUUCAGUGCACGUUCGAAGGCUGCGGGAAGCGCUUUUCACUGGACUUCAAUUUGCGCACACACGUGCGCAUCCAUACCGGGGACAGGCCCUACGUGUGCCCCUUCGACGGCUGUAAUAAGAAGUUUGCUCAGUCGACUAACCUGAAAUCUCACAUCUUAACACACGCUAAGGCCAAAAACAACCAGUGAGAAGAAGAACGGAGAAGACCCUUCUCGACCCCGGGGAGCAUCUUCCAGGAGUGUGAUGGGGAAUAAAGACGCCUCUCCUUUGUAUAUUGUUUCUAGGAAAGAAUUUUAAAAAUGAAUCCUACACACCUAAGGGACAUGUUUUGAUAAAGUAGUAAAAAUUAAAAAAAAAAAAACAAACUUUAAUAAGAUGACAUGGCUACGAUGCUCUGUCUUGCUCUGUAAUCUCGUUUCAAAAACACGGUGUUUUUGUAAAGUGUGGUCCCAACAGGAGGACAAUUCAUGAACUUCGCAUCAAAAGACGAUUCUUUAUACAACAGUGCUGAAAACGGGACUUCUUUUCACAUUCUUAUAAAUACGAAGCUCACCUGUUGCUUACAAUUUUUUUAAUUUUGUAUUUUCCAAGUGUGCAUAUUGUACACUUUUUGGGGAUAUGCUUAGUAAUGCUACGUGUGAUUUUUCUGGAGGUUGAUAACUUUGCUUGCAGUAGAUUUUCUUUAAAAGAAUGGGCAGUUACAUGCAUACUUCAAAAGUAUUUUCCUGUAAAAAAAAAAAAAGUUCUAUAGGUUUUGUUUGCUAUCUUAAUUUUGGUUGUAUUCUUUGAUGUUAACACAUUUUGUAUAAUUGUAUCGUAUAGCUGUAUUGAAUCAUGUAGUACCAAAUAUUAGAUGUGAUUUAAUAGUGUUAAUCAAUUUAAACCCAUUUUAGUCACUUUUUUUUUCCCGAAAAAUACUGCCAGAUGCUGAUGUUCAGUGUACUCUCUUUGCCUGUUCAGUUACAGAAAGUGGUGCUCAGUUGUAGAAUGUAUUGUACCUUUUACCACCUGAUGUGUACAGCCCAUGUAACGGAAAGGGCAACAAUAAAACAGCAAUCCUACAGAAAGAAUACGGCAGAGAAAGCUCUGUAAGCACAGUCUUAUUUCCUUUUGUUGUCCAGAAUAAUUCCAAUUCUUGAGCCUCCCAGAAAUUGGAAGCCAAAUAAAGCAACUGAAGUUUCCUUUACUUUCGCGCUCAGCUACGGUGACUGGUGAUUGAAGCAGCACAUAGAUGUUUUGGUCCUUCCUACGCGUGCUGAGCUCUGAGAGCGAGUAGGUGACAGGCAUCCCGAGUUAAGGAACUACCUCAGAGGACCCCCAGCCGGACCCGUGGGAGAUAGGAUUUUGAUUUUAGCUCCCCCAGCAAAAGCGUGGCUGAAACAGUUGUGCCCCGGCCUGUGUGCGCGCUCCAGGUAAGCUGGCGACCAGGCGGGGCGCGAGCAGAGGGGGCAGCGGGCGCCUCUGCGGCUCGGGAAGCGCUUCCGGUUCUGGGCUGUUGGCUUGAGAGCCUUGGCUCCCCCAUCCGGUGGGGUCUUCGCACGCUGGCAGAUGCAGCAGUUGAGUGCCCAGCGGCUUAUUAACGUCACGCUUCCAGCCGGGUACCGAGUGCAGAUUGGCAGGGUGGUGCGAUGAUUAAGAAAGUUGUACUCAGUGAGUACUUGACCUCUCACGUUGUGACCUCCUAAAUGUACGAUUAUCAUUUUUGAAUUUUACUUCGAGUCCCAUAUCGGGCUCGUGAGAAUGUUUUAUAAACCGCCAAGAUGCAGCAAAAUCCCAUGUAUUCAAAAUGCAAACACACCGGGUGUCUCUGUGCUGUAGGCUUGACUCUGCGAGGUAAUUGACAAACUAGCUAAUACCUGAGAUUUAUUUACAAGAUGUCCAGGACACCAUCAGGUCCAAGAUGUAGCCCUGUCUCUUCCACCUUCUCCAUCGGUCCUGCACAGGAGGGCUGGUGACCUAAUGACAGUGACCCUGUGGCUCUCCGGAACUUUGAAGUGCCUUCUGAAUCAUAAAAUGAAAAUUUUAACUUCAGACGCUUUGUUUUAUUCGUUCAGAAUCUGUUAUCCAUUGGGUAGUUUGAUGGAAGUGAGUUAAUGAGAAGACCCCAGCUGUUCUCUGGAUAAGCCAGGCUUUGAUGUAUCUGGCAGUCAGGAGAGAGGUAAGCCCGCGGUGGAGGUCCCCUUCAGAGCCGCGCGCCCCGGCGCGCGCGCGCGCGGUUCUUUGGCCAGACCUGGGGCCGAGGCCUGUGGCGUAAAGCGCCCAUACCUUCCCUCCCCACCCUCAGGUGAGCAGUCUCUGGGUGGCCGUACCGAAUGCCACUCUGGUGGGGUGGCCGUGUUAGGAGUCUGGAGCCUCGUCCCCUCCACCCCCACCCCGCCCAGCGCCGCCACACGGGAGCCUGGUGCCCGCGCUGUCCUCAGGACUUCCGCCCGGGGGCCCACGGCAAGACAGACUUGUGUCGCGCCAGCAACCCCAAGAGCCACGCCGUGACCUACAGAGAAGCCAGGCUCCCACGUGGAGCGAGGUCCCCCCUUCCUCUGUGCCUUGAUCCUUGGGGGAUGCCUCGGUCAUCUCUUGCGCCCCUUUCGUCUCUGAGUGAACCGUCGUCGCUCCCCGGGACUCUUUGCCCGUGUGUCACCUCUCAGUCUGCAGAGUUCAUUGCCGACGGGAAUUUGAUUGGGGGUUUGAAGACCACGUAAGGUCCCAAGUUCCUCGUUGGCGGUAACCUCUGUUCCCAAUAGUGUAGGAAACGAAUCAGCGAGUGGCGGUGUUAAGGGUAGCUUGUUCUCAUUGGCUGGAACCCAAACCCGUUUUGCUUGUGGUGAGCAUUUAUAAUUUUGCUAAAGAUGUGAUAUGCUAAAAUUGGAAGUAGUGCUCUAACAGUGAGUCACUUGUCUUGAGGACUAAUCUGAUUUAUAAGUAAUACUGAUAGACCUAUUUUCGUACAUCCCAGCGGAAACAAAUGCACGUUUCUAGCGUAUAUAAUAUAAAAACUCCAGAGGAUAAGUUUACACUUUACGAGAAGUUGUUUUCUAUUUUUGGAUUUCUUAUUAUUUCCCCCCCUUUUUGGUAGUGGGGCUCAGGGGGAAGCAUAAUAUUUGUAUAAAGAACUGUCACCCCAGUGUGACCUUUAUUUUCCAAGGUGACAUUGAACUCACGCUGUUGGUUUCACAUGGUGUUUGUGUGCUGUGCCUAGAUUCAAGGCCUGAGGAUUUGAGGAAAAUCAAGAUUUCCCCCACCCCCCACCCCCCAUUCGGUUUUCAUGUGCAAGUUCUUUUAAAUGUCACUUAUUUUGCCGGAUCUGAGUGAAGUAAGGCCCUUUGACAGCCUAGUAUCUCUGUGCCUGCCAGUGUUUCCAAGCAGAGUUCUAGAUGGUGUCUUCACAGGGGAGAGUCACUUGCGUUCAGCCAGCACCCAGGGAGAUUCGCGGUCGGCCUGAGCAGCUGCGGUGCCUCGCUCUGCCCAGCCGCACUCAGCCGCUGUCACUCACCUCCGAAUGUAUGUCCGUGGCGCAGGAACCCCUGGCCCUCCCGGAGACCCGAUGACCCCGCCCGCACUCCGCACAGGCAGCGAGAACCCAUCAUUUCUUGUCUGAAUCCUCUUUUGAUUCUUAAGUUCCUUCUGUUUUCUGGACAUCUGACCACCAGCAAGAGCAAGGAUCCCAGAGGUCUGGUGUAGUGGGAGAGCGGAAGCUGUUUACAGGCGUUCCCUUCACGCCACGACCCUGCCGGGAGGCCUCCUCCUAGCCUGCCUGUCGUCGGAUGGCCGCAGACGCCCAGCCUUAGGGGGCAGGGAUACUCGCCUGACUUUGUAGCCCUUUGUCCUGGCUCCUGUUGGCAUUAGUCAAGUCCAGCGGGUGAUGGCAGCACCCAGACUUCACCCCCAAGGCGGGGGAGGAAGCCCGGGUUGCAAGCUCUGCUUCCUUGCCGCUCCGGUCACGCCCUCCACUGCCCCCUGACUUCCCGGCCUCGGCCUCCUUUGUCACCGCUCACGUUGUGCACAAGUUCCCUGCUUGCCCGAACGGUGUGAACGCAGGCCCUUCGGAGCAGCGGCGUCAGGCUCCUGGCAGUCCCUUCAAGCCGGAGAGGAUGCUGGAAGGUGCUGGAGAGGAUGUCUAAGCUGGGACCGUGCGGAGACAGACGGUGGGAGGGGGUGGGUGGCGUACUGCUGAGGCGCUUCCUCCGCUCCCCUUACAACAGCUGGAAGGGGAUGUUGGAACGAAACGUUGGCCUUAGUUAGGUCAGCAGGCAAACGGGACUCCCCGCGAGCCGGUCACCCCGCUCCGCUCCCCGUGUUUCCGACCAGCGUUGUGCGAGUCUGCAGAGGGUGAGCGGGUGCGGCGGGAUCACGUUCCAUCGAAGUCACGAUGAUUGAUUUUCCACAAAGCGGCAAGUUUGAUCCAGUUGACAGCUUUCUCGUUCCAGACAGGUGCCGCGAGAAACGGCAUCGGGAUGUCGCGGGGAGGGGGCAGGUGCCGUGCUGUAUUCUGUCUGCUGCUCUAUCUGGGGGCCACGCGGUGUCUGCGCACAUAGUGGAGGGCAAGGGGCAUCAGUACCGAACAGAGUAGCCUUGUUUCUACGACAUCCAUAACUGUUAACCAGGCUCUAGUAUCUCCGGACGGUGAUCGGUCAAGCCAUUUUCAUAGAACAAUUCUGUUUUUAUUCACUUUCUGGUAACUUCCGUAGGCCCUGACUCAAGGACUUAGCGUCGUGUCUCAUGUACAUCUUUUCUUAAAUGUUCUCUGCCAUUUCUGGAAUUGUCCUUGGUUUUUCCUUAGCUCAUAGGUCAUAGAUGCAGAAAUAUUAUAGUAUUUAAGGCAUCCGCAUCAAGCAUCAGAUGGCUUUGCAUCCAGAAAAACAUUUAACGAUAACUCCGUUUGAAGCACCACGCAUGUGUAACAUGGCUCUAUAAAAUAUAAUAAACGCAUAACGUUGUUAAGCUUUUCAA
Messenger RNA from Prionailurus viverrinus (fishing cat), 5992 nucleotides. It is a transcript of the gene YY1, whose product is annotated as YY1 transcription factor. Gene Ontology annotation, cellular component: PcG protein complex; transcription regulator complex. Gene Ontology annotation, molecular function: RNA polymerase II cis-regulatory region sequence-specific DNA binding; DNA-binding transcription factor activity, RNA polymerase II-specific. Gene Ontology annotation, biological process: regulation of transcription by RNA polymerase II. The transcript is spliced from 5 exons. The coding region runs from base 1 to 1233 and encodes 410 amino acids. Lineage: Eukaryota; Metazoa; Chordata; Mammalia; Carnivora; Felidae. The record is from RefSeq and is a predicted model, not a curated record.